GAUCUUGUAAAGCUUCUCCAUCGAGCACUUGAGUCUGCUCACCAGGAAAAGAGAGCCUGCAAUGAAUACCUGAAUGCUGCAGAGGAAAAAGAUAGACUUGAAAUGAUACGUCACAAGAUUAGGCAAAUCGAAGACCUGAAGCAACGAGUCGAGGUUCUUGAACAGGAGAAGAAAGAUCUGGAACAGUGUGCCAGCUUCAAGGAAUUCCACAUUGAUGAACUAAAAGAGCAUAUUCAGCUAUUAAUGGAGAAAAAUAAUGCAAAACAGCAAGUUAUCUUGAAACAGAAUGAACAGCUUCUCAGCCAAAGUGAUCCAGAUGUCUCAAACAGCAUCUUAAAAGACACCUUACAGCAGCAUUACCGAAAGAUUGAAAGCUUAAUGGUUCUCUUUCCAAAGGAUGACAUAAAUGCCUACAAAACGCAGAACCAGUUUUUAAAUUCUGAAAUCCACCAAGUAACAGAGCUAUGGAGAAACACAGCUGAGAAAGAAUCUGCUCUUCUAAUGAAGUGCUCAUACUUGGAAGCUAGAAAUUGCCAAAUAGAAAGCAAAUAUUUAAUUGUGUUGAGAAAGUUGCAGGAAGCUCUGCCAUAUCUGGAUUCUGAGUACUGUGAAGUCAUAAAAAAUCUGAUAGAAGAUGCCUUGCAAUCUGACAUGAAAAAGGUCCAUAACCAACUGGAUGUACAUUUCAGUCCUCUCAGUGAAUAUGAUGACUAUGGCUUUGUUAUAAUACCAGAAUAUGAGGUUGAACACUUGAAACUUUUAGCCAAAAUUCAAGCAUUAGAAAUUCGAUCCAACAAGCUCCUCACACAUGAAGUUGUGGACAAACCUUUAAGAAUGAAAUGGAAUAGUAUCGAGGAACUAAACCACUCUAUGGAGCUGAAGAACUUAGCGAGGAGUGGAAUUCCUCCAGAACACCGUAAACGUGUAUGGAAAUGGCUCACUGCUCAACGGAUUCACAUCAGAUCACACCAUUACGCAGAUCUUCAGAUAAAAUGUGAAAGUUCUCAGCACCCAGCCUCUCAGCAGAUUGAACUUGAUAUACAUCGAACUUUGACCAAUAACAAGCACUUCAGUUGCCCUACAUCAGAUUUUAUUCAAAAGCUGAGGAGGGUGCUUCUUGCAUACUCAUGGCAAAACCCAACCAUUGGGUACUGUCAGGGACUGAACAGGUUAGCUGCCAUAGCACUUUUGGUUUUGGAGGAUGAGGAGAGUGCAUUUUAUUGUCUAGUUGAUAUUGUUGAGAACAUAAUGCCACCAGAGUACUAUAGUAAUAACCUAACAGGAUCACAGGUGGAUCAAAGAGUAUUCAAGGAUUUCUUUUCGGAAAAACUGCCUCGUUUGACUGCACAUUUUCAGCAAUACAAGAUUGACCUCUCUCUUAUCACUUACAACUGGUUUCUGGUAGUGUUUGUUGACAGCCUGGUUAGUGAUAUUCUUCUGAGAGUGUGGGAUGCCUUCCUGUAUGAAGGAACAAAGGUAAUCUUUCGUUAUGCACUUGCAAUAUUUAAAUAUAAUGAGGAAGAGAUCCUAAAGCUGAAUGAUGAAAUGGAAAUCUACCAAUACCUUUCAUUUUUCACAAAGACCAUCUGUGAUGGCAGAAAACUAAUGAACAUUGCCUUCAAUGAGAUGAACCCUUUCCCAAUGAAGCAUAUAAGAAAUCGCCGAGCUGUGCAUUUGGAGAAAUUUAAGGCAGACCUGGCUGAACUCGAAAAGAUUAAGCAGGAAUAUUUUAGGCAAAAGGAAGAGCUUGGAAGUGGCGAUAAUGACUGGGAAUUAGUGAGGAUGAAGAUGAUACUUGAACAUUAA
Messenger RNA from Staurois parvus, 1806 nucleotides. The record is from the annotation of a GenBank genome assembly. Lineage: Eukaryota; Metazoa; Chordata; Amphibia; Anura; Ranidae.